Messenger RNA from Papilio polytes (common Mormon), 2200 nucleotides. RefSeq lists its product as uncharacterized. The transcript is spliced from 6 exons. The record is from RefSeq and is a predicted model, not a curated record. Bases 100 to 1179 code for a protein of 359 amino acids. Gene Ontology annotation, cellular component: nucleus. Lineage: Eukaryota; Metazoa; Arthropoda; Insecta; Lepidoptera; Papilionidae.
CAAAUUGUGUCAAAAUCAGUCAAAAAGAUUUCUGAAAUCUGAUACUUUCCUUGUGUUCAUUGUUUAUUUAUUACUUUAGAUAUUAAUCCAAUCAUUAAAAUGGAAUCAAACCUCACGAGUUUGUGGGUAAACUUCUUUACAGCAGCGGGUAUUCCGUCAGAUGUAGGCGCAACCUACGCUCUGACUUUUACAGAGAAUCGCAUACAAAAUGACAUGUUGCUUGAUUUGAACAAGGAAUAUCUCCGAGAUAUGGGCAUCACACGAAUGGGAGAUGUUAUUGCUAUACUGAGGCAUGCUAAGCAAGUACACGAAAGUACUGCUCGCGACAGAGUGCUUAGCACCACUGCGGUGGCAACCAAGGUACCCGUAGCUGCUGUCACAGGUCGUGCAACUGUAACACAGCCUUCAUCACCUGCAAGCCGUAUACUAGAACACUACACACGCAAUCCACAAGUACAGGAAACCUCUCCUGUAAAUUCAUCAUUACAGAAAAGGAAAUCAAAUGAAAUGAGUGAUGACAAUGAGGUGGAGAUGAAAAAGGCACGGCAUAUUCGUUUUUCGUCGCUGGCACCACAAACUACUGCGGUUAAAGAUAAUGGUGCAUCUAGUAAACAGACUGUAUUUGCGCGUUUGGGGAAUUCUGAAGUUGCCAAACCUGUCACACUAAAACCAGUUUCUAAACAGAUUUUUUCUAGAUUGGGCUCGAAGUCUGAAGAGAAGGAUAAUGUUCAAGUUAUCCCAAUUCAAAAGGACGCUCUUAAAUACAAGGGCAUACUUAAAGGGGUUCCUAUAGUGAAAAAAGUAUAUAUGGUUACUGCAUCUAAGAAUAAUGUAAGGAAAAUUGCAGUCGGGACAAUGCGUGCUGAUGAAAGCCCAAUCAGUGUCAAAGAAAAACUGGCAUUGCCUAAAGCAAAAUCUGUCAAAUUCUCAACUCAUGUAGAAUAUAAAGAAAUUGAAGGGACUAAAAAGAAUAUUUUGAAUAAUCAAGUUCCAGCACCAAAGAAUCCACCUGUCAAUGUCAUUAAGAAAGUUUUGACGCCAAAACACACACAGGUAUUUAACAAACCAGAGCGAAGAUUGUCUAUGCCGGAGGAUGUUGGAGUUAAGUCUAGAUUAGGAAAUAAGAGUCCUAAAGAUCUGACCAUCACAAGAAAUGUUUUCAAUAGAUUAGGUGUUUGAUGACACGAUUUUUUUUUUAUUGAAGAAUUAUUGAGAAGGUGAUUAACAUUUGAUUCUGCCAUGUGGUGCUUGAUAAUCUGAAAAGAAACUUUGUUUUCUCGGAGUAUUUCUUUCUAAUUACGUCAUAAAAAAUUUAAAUUGUUUUAAGUAUAAGUAACAUCUUAGUUAAUUUAAUUUUUACUUGAUGUUUCUCUUGAAUUUACAUCUUAUAUAGUGCAACUAACCUAUCUGGCCCGAUGGGCGCCAAUAACACUAAAGACUAGUGUGUUAUUCUCAGUACUAAAGCAUAUAUUUUAGAACAAAAUAAAUGCUAUACUAGCACCACUGCUGAAAGCUACAUAACUUUGUAGGUUUAUACAUGUGGAAACUUGCAUUGACUUUUUUAUAUGUUAAUUACUAAAAAUAUAUUGAUAUUUUCUAAGAUAUCCGAUAUGUAAGUGCUUUCCGUGCGUACAUAUUAUUAUUGCCAUAGGCCAAAUUAUGAGGCCAAGAAGAAUCUAUUUUUAUUUCUGUUGUUGUUAAAAAUACGUGUGAAUAAGUGUUCGGCAUUUAGGUAACUUGAAAUUGAUUUAAUAUUGCGUUUUAUUUAACUCAAAUGAAGGCAAUUUGUAUUAAAAACCAUGGUAACCUCAGUUAAAUUUUUCGUUUUCGUUUUAAUCCAAAAGUACGUAAAUUAAUUUAAAAAGUAAAUAAUUAUUUUGUAUACCAAUUUUUGUUUUAAGGUAUCAUUAAAUUUUUCUAGCACAUUUGCAGCGCUUGUAAAGGUUUGAUUUUGUUUUAAAAUGGUACUUUAAAAAAAAACUAUAAUCGCAGGGAUUGGCCAGUUAGAAAAUUGAUUGUUUUUUUUUAAUCGUUAUGUGGUGCACCGUAGAGGUUGUCUAUGGUGUAGGACCCGAUCAUUUCUGCUUAUCCGGUUUAUUUCAACCUUUGUGAUAGAUUGUAAUUUUAUAAUUAUAAGAAACGUUUGACAUCAAAUAGAUUAAGUUUUGUAAAUAUUGAUAAUAAAUUAAAAUAUAUAAUU